CCAGUUCAUCCGCUGGAAAGAAGCGCUGGCCAGGUGCGGGAGUACAUUGUUUCGCUGAUGCGUGGAGAUCGAAAAUUCGAGCCGCAUUGCUAUACGUGGUCCAGAGCGACAAGUCCUGACAAGCCGAACGUAGUGCCGAGUUCUUCUGACAAUCGGAUAAUUGGUUGUAAUCCUGAACAAAUGUAUAUCAAUUAUAUGUGGGUCAGAAAAGGGCAGAUGAAACGAUGCGGAUGCGGAUAUUGGUUUAAACUAGUUGAUGAACCGAAAGUAGAAGGCCCUCGUGUUUGA
Messenger RNA from Soboliphyme baturini, 288 nucleotides. Lineage: Eukaryota; Metazoa; Nematoda; Enoplea; Dioctophymatida; Soboliphymatidae. The record is from the annotation of a GenBank genome assembly.